CAGCGAGUCAUCACUGCAACGGACUUUUAAAAUUUAUAAUAAUUGAAAAGGAGAACUUCAUCAAAAUCUCCAGCACCAGGCAGUAUUUCAGCAAGAGGUAACCAUGACUGCGGCAUCUGGAGUAUUGCUUGAAUCAUGGAAACUGGCACUUGUGUGUUUAGUAGUAAUACUUCUGAGCAUUUUGUCAGGAGUUCUGUGCAUAAUGAUAAACGUUCGCUUUAGCACAGUCAAUAGGUCAGCAUGCUUGAACUGGGCCCUCCCGGGAUGGUCGUUUCUCCUGUUCAUUGCCUCCUGUGUUUCGGCAAGGGUUCAUCUUUACCGUUCAGAUGAGAUGUUUCCGUGGUAUAUCCUGUUACUCGGUGUUUUGGAGCUUCUGACGGUAUCAACACAGAUCUUUUUUUAUAAAAUACAGCAAAGGGGAACCAACAACAUAUGCAGACGGUUGAUGAGGAAGCUAUGGAGAAACUAUGGUGAUGAAAACCAGAGUUAAACCGCGAGAGGCCACAUCAAAGACCGAUACUCAAAAAACUGCACUUUCCAAC
Mya arenaria is the source of this 542-nucleotide messenger RNA. RefSeq lists its product as uncharacterized. The record is from RefSeq and is a predicted model, not a curated record. Bases 104 to 490 code for a protein of 128 amino acids. The transcript has 6 exons. Lineage: Eukaryota; Metazoa; Mollusca; Bivalvia; Myida; Myidae.